CCCGACCCUGAACACAACAAAACUACAUCACAAUUUACCAUAACUGAGCUUUAAAACUAAGAAGAACGUAUAAAAUGGCGUCUUCGCAAGAUAUUGCUGAUUCCAAGCGACGAGAUAGCGAUUCUGCAGCUUCUCAGGACUCACAAACCGCCGCCGAAUUCAUCAACAGCCAACUUCAACUUGAGGCAGAUGCAAGAGAGGCUCUCCCAUAUAAAUUCGACACCUGCACGAAACAACUCGGUCCUUUGCGCCAGGACCUCUUCGCCUGUAUAACCUGCAACCCGCCACCUGCGAAUCCAUCCGAUCCCUAUACCCCAGCUGGAGUCUGCUAUUCAUGCUCGGUUGCGUGUCACGGCGAGCAUACUCUUGUUGAGCUGUUCUACAAGCGCAACUUCGUUUGCGACUGCGGUACGACGCGUCUCCCAUCCACUGCGCCGUGCACCUUACGGAUCAACUCGGAGACGGGACAGAAAGGCGGAGUGGUCAAUGAGCCGUGUGAGGAGAAGAACGAGUAUAACCAGAACUUUCGAAACCGAUUUUGCGGAUGCGAAUGCGACUAUGAUGCCGAGUCCCAGAAGGGGGUGAUGUAUCAGUGCCUGGGCCUUGGGCCGGCAAGGAAUGGUGGAUGCGGCGAGGAUUGGUAUCAUACUACUUGCGUGGUUGGAUUGGAUCCAUCGUGGCAUGAUGAGGCGAUGAAGAAGAAGGCAGCUUUGGCAGAAUCUACAGUUGGAAAUGACCAAGGAUCGACGACUGCCAUAGUAGAAGCCGAUGGGGAUGCCAUUGAUAUCGAAGAUGGUAUGCCAACACCGCCUGGGUUUCCUCACGCCGAUGACUUUGCUGGUUUUAUCUGCUACAAGUGUGUCGAGGCAAACCCGUGGAUCAAGGCAUAUGCUGGCACAGAGGGAUUCUUGCCGCCUGUGUUCAAACGGAGCGGGGCGCCUUCGCCUCAGGCCAAGUCGGAGAAGAAAGAGGAUCAAAAGGCGGCUCUGAAGACGACAUUCGCUCCUGUUGCUUCAUCGCAGAAGCGAAAAGCAGAGGAUGAUGGUGCUGACGCUGAUGUGGAGACAAAGCGAGCGAGAGGAGACAAUGACACGGAAGGCAAACCCACAUCAACGGCCACCGCCGAGCCAAACACCAAUGGUGAUGGCGCGACAAACUCAAGCAUGAAGGACGAGCCAGCGUCUUGCAAAAUCAGCCAUCUUCCCUCCCCACCAACUGAACACUUCUCCCUCUUCUUCAAAGACGACUUCCGCGCCUCUUUCUGCCGCUGCCCAGCUUGCUUCCCCCACCUUGCCAUUCACCCCCAGCUCCUCGACGAAGAAGAGUCCUACGAGCAAUCCCUCUCGCACUCCUCGGCCGCAUCCGACGGGGCAGGCAGCACGCUCGGCAGCCACGCAGGCAGCCUGUUGGACCGUGGCGAGCGCGCACUGAGCACCAUGGACCGCGUUAAGGCGAUUGAGGGCGUGAUGGCGUUUAACCACCUCAAAGAAAAGUUGACUCCGUUUUUUAAGGAGUUUGCAGAAAGUGGGAGGGUCAUUAGGGCGGAAGAUAUUAAGGCACAUUUUGCGAAGAUGAGAGGGGAUGAGGGGGGAGCCGGAGAGGUGGAGAGAGAGAAGGCUGGGAGUGCGGAGGAGGAUAAGAGGCGUGAGCAGGGAGGGUAUUGAGGUAGUAGUGGGAGGGGAAGUGUAUGAUUAUUUACGAACGGGCGGGGAUAUAGGAGGAGUAUAGGAGGAUAAAGGACCCUGACAGGCAGGCCCAUACAGUUUAGGUCUCGAGCCGAUCAGGAUAGGUUGGGGCUCGAUGGACACGGCGCUAUUUGACACUUGCCGGCGGUUUUCAUAUGAAGCUAUCGAGGGGCAUAGAUACCGUAAUUUAUCAGAUCUUGCUCAAUUAACACGGUCGUCGGUCUCUCAAUUUCAUCACGUGUGCUCACUGGAAGUACGUACAAUACGAAUCAUCUUAACAUCCUCGAACACUCUCAUCUUCACCAACUCCGUACACACUGUAUAGUUGUUAGAUCCAAAUCCCUACGCCACACACACAAACGACAGACGAUGUCGGCGAGGCCGAGGCCUUCUCCACUACCCCAACGCCACGAUCGACCGCCUGACAUACCAAGCUUCCCACUGGAUAACCCUCCGUCCCCAACUCAGCGGCGCCUUUUCUUACUUUUUCCUCCCCCAUUCCCUUACCGUUAUAAGUCAAAGGGCGCGUGCACUGUAAUCCUAGC
Molecule: messenger RNA, 2230 nt
Organism: Pseudogymnoascus verrucosus
Lineage: Eukaryota; Fungi; Ascomycota; Leotiomycetes; Thelebolales; Thelebolaceae
Exons: 3
Coding region: 75-1664 (529 amino acids)
Cellular component (GO): cytoplasm
Molecular function (GO): zinc ion binding; ubiquitin protein ligase activity
Source: RefSeq, a predicted model, not a curated record